Cantharellus anzutake is the source of this 435-nucleotide messenger RNA. RefSeq lists its product as uncharacterized. The record is from RefSeq and is a predicted model, not a curated record. The coding region runs from base 1 to 435 and encodes 144 amino acids. NCBI's taxonomy places the organism in Eukaryota, Fungi, Basidiomycota, Agaricomycetes, Cantharellales, Hydnaceae. The transcript has 3 exons.
AUGGCCUUUUUCAACUGUGAAAGCCAUCUACAUGUCACCCUCCAAAUAAUUCACAGCACAUUCACUGCCAAAAUUGACCUGAAACACACUGAUGACCACAUACCCUAUCAUGCUACACAACUUCCACCAGAAGCCUUGGAAAUGAUUGCCACCAAUAAGGAGAAACUGCUGAAAGAUGUCUGGCAAGAUGUUCAGGAUAAAUUUCCUAAUGCAUCAUUCAGCUGGGAUGCAUCACAUCUGCCAACAUUCUUCAUCAGCAAAAGUCCAUUAUGCUCCGGAGCAUCAAGAGUGGCUGGAGCAUGUGGGAGACAAAACAGCAGAUUGGUCACUCCUGGAGCCAAUAGUGUUCUCCUGGGAGGGGGUUCAGGAGCAGCUGGGAGUGGUGAGAAGUAUGCAAUGUACCAGGAGCAGUGGGAGGAAAUUUUUGGUCUCUAA